Messenger RNA from Crotalus tigris (Tiger rattlesnake), 4106 nucleotides. It is a transcript of the gene ERN2, whose product is annotated as endoplasmic reticulum to nucleus signaling 2. Lineage: Eukaryota; Metazoa; Chordata; Lepidosauria; Squamata; Viperidae. The record is from RefSeq and is a predicted model, not a curated record. The transcript is spliced from 22 exons. The coding region runs from base 775 to 3591 and encodes 938 amino acids. Gene Ontology annotation, cellular component: IRE1-TRAF2-ASK1 complex. Gene Ontology annotation, biological process: intrinsic apoptotic signaling pathway in response to endoplasmic reticulum stress; protein phosphorylation; IRE1-mediated unfolded protein response. Gene Ontology annotation, molecular function: ATP binding; RNA endonuclease activity; protein serine/threonine kinase activity.
UCCGCGUCCACAGGGCCCCGAGCGCUCCUCGUGUGCGGCCGGAGGGGAGGCUGACACGAGUUCUGCUCUGUGUACUGCGCGUUCCCACGGCCAAAACGCGGCUUAGAGUGUCGUCCCAAAGGACUACCGCGGAACUGAAGAAACUUCUUGCAUAAAGAAAAAACGAAGCCCAGCUGCCUUUGGAAAAGCACCAUCGAGGCAACCUGCAGGACCGUAGCUUGGCUGAUGUAGGAACCCGACCAAAGGGACGCAACGAGGACACUCAGACGUGCCUAAUGUGUUCUGCGAAGGCGUCCUGCGGGAAACCCGGCCGGCCCCGGCCUGGCUCGCUGAGCGGGCUAUUUUAAGGGGUUGUUUCGCUCUGCAUGAAGAGUCGUGUGAACCAGCCAGAAUAAUUGUACACCUUGUUUACAGCUCGGCGCGUAGCGCGAACCGUCCGUUCACGCAUCAGGGAGUUUGUGCUCAGCCGGCAGACGGACCACCGUCCCUUCUGCUGUCCUCGUAGCUGUCCGGAGCCUCUUCCGAGCGGCGGCCAGUCGAGGCCGAGCCCUGCCAGAUCCGGGUGCCUCUGAGCACGUCCGGAGGGCGCGCUCCUCGGCGGGGGAGGGCCAGGCCGGGCGAGGUGGGGCGAGGCGGGCGCGCCGGGAGGCCGGUGCCGUCGGGGAGCCGGAUCUGGGGCGGAGGCCGGCCGGGAGAGUCCGGUUCCUCCCCGCGGGCAGCAGGCAGGGGUGGCGGCGCAAGCCAGGGAGCGCGGCGUGGCGUGGCGGGGCUGCCAUGGGCGAGGCCGAGGAGCAGCAGCCCCCGACCGGCCACGGCCGAGCGCCCACCCCGCGGCGCUUCCCGUUGCCGCUGCUGCUGCUGCUGCUGGCGCAGACUCUGGCCGGCGGCCCCGCAGCGGCGGAAUCGGAGCCGGAGCCGCCGCCGCUGCCGCCGCUCCUGGUGGCCACGCUGGACGGGCGCCUCCGCGCAGUCAGCCCGGCCACGGGGGACACGCGGUGGGCGCUGAAGGAGGAUCCGCCCCUGCUGGUGCCCCGCGGAGAGCCCGAGCCCGCGUUUCUCCCGGACCCCAGCGACGGCAGCUUGUAUGUGGUGGGGGGCCAGGACGAGGGGGGGCUGAUGAAGCUGCCUUUCACCAUCCCGGAGCUCGUGCAAUCUUCUCCGUGCCGCAGCUCCGAUGGCGUGAUCUACACAGGAAAAAAGGAGGACGUCUGGUUUCUUGUGGACCCGGCAUCGGGGGAGAAGCAGAGCGUGCUGUCGCCAGAGGCCUGGGAUGGGCUUCACCCCAUAAGCCCCUUGUUGUUCAUCGGACGCAGUGAGUAUGUCAUCACCAUGUAUGACACCAAGACCAGGGAGUUGCAGUGGAAUGCCACCUACCUGGACUACUCUGCUCCCUUCCAUGAGCAGGACUCUGACUAUAAAAUGGCCCAUUUUGCCUCAAGCGGAGAUGGUUGGCUGGUGACGGUGGGCAAAGAGAGCGGAGAGGUGCUCUGGGUGCAGGACUAUGGAUCACCCGUGGUGGGCGUCUACAGCUGGCAUCAGGACAGCCUGCGUCGGGCACCCCACCUCAGCAUAGCCAUGGAGAGCCUGCGCUACCUUAUCCUGCAUGCUCAGAAGAUCCCCCUCCUCAACUGGACCUUCCGGAUUAGCAAGGAUUUCGUGGCCAAGACCCCUUUGCUCACAACCCUGUAUGUGGGCAAACAUGCCGGGGGUUUCUACGCUUUGACAUCCCUGGUGCACGAAGGCCUGGCUCUGGUGCCUCAGGGAGUGGCUCUGGCCCAGGGCAGCGGUCCCAUCACACGUGAUGUGACGCUCCAAAGGUCUGGUGAGUGCAAGGUCACACCCAGCACGGGCAUCCAGUACCCGCCGGGCACCAUCUUCCUCCCCCACAGCCAAUGGCUGCUGAUAGGUCAUCACGAGAUGCCUCCACUUGUCCACACCACCAUGCUGAGGGCCUUUCCUGGCAGCCUGCGGAGGAACCUGGAGGCUGUUGCACCACACAACUCCCCUGCUCACAGCCUCUUUGAAGAGUUCCUGGCCCCUGAAGGAUCACAGGAAGAUCAGGCUGAUGGUCGGCCCUGGGGGGAUCACGCCAGGAAGGAGGCUCCAGUGGAAGUGGAUCCCUCAUUUGGCAGCUGCGAGCUCGUUGUGGUUGGCGUGGCUUCCAUCUGUUGGGGCGGGGGGCUCCUCUGCCUCCUGCUCUGGAAGGUCUCGUCUGAGCGCAGCUCUGGCCAGCAGCCUCCUGCAACUUCUAGCCAUUUCUCAAGAAUGACUCCUGAAGAGUCCCUGGAGCUGAACCAGGGAGCAGACCAGCCCCCCUCCUCAGCCUCUGUGGAUAAAGCCUCCCUCCAGAGCCCUGGUCCAGCAGGUGUUGCCCCAGAAAUGGUUACUGUGGGAAAGCUCUCCUUCAGGCCCCUGGAGGUGCUGGGCCGUGGGGCGGGGGGCACCUUUGUGUUCCGAGGCCGCUUUGAUGGGCGCGACGUGGCCGUGAAGCGUUUGCUUCUGGACAGCAUCCAUUUGGUGGACCGCGAGGUGCGGCUGCUGCGCGAGUCGGAUGCGCAUCCCAACGUGGUGCGCUAUUUCUGCACCGAGGCUGAUGGGCAGUUCCACUACAUCGCCCUUGAGCUGUGCUCUGCCAGCCUGCAGCAGUACGUGGAGAGCUCCGUCUUCCCUGGAAAAGACAUGGAUCCGCUCUCCCUGCUGUCCCAGACCAUGUCCGGACUGGCACAUCUGCACUCCCUCAGCAUAGCUCAUCGUGACCUGAAGCCCUGCAACAUUCUGAUCUCGGUCCCUGACGGGCAAGGGCGGUUCCGAGCCGUCAUCUCCGACUUUGGCCUGUGCAAGAAGUUGCAGGGAGGGCAUCAGAGCUUCAGUCUCGGCUCGGGCAUUCCUGGCACGGAGGGGUGGAUCGCGCCCGAGAUGCUCAGGGAGGAUGCGCAGGAGAGCCCCACUUGUGGUGUGGACAUCUUCUCCGCUGGCUGCAUCUUCUACUACGUCCUGUCCCACGGGCAGCAUCCCUUUGGGCACAGCUUCCAUCGCCAGGCCAACAUUCUUGUAGGCGCCUACCAACUGCCGAGGCUCCAGCAGGACACUCACAGCCAUCUGGUGGGGCGAGACUUGAUAGAAGCCAUGAUCAGCAGUGACCCCCGUCUGCGCCCCUCGGCUGCCCAGGUGCUCCGGCACCCCUUCUUCUGGGGCCCUGAGAAGCAGCUGCAGUUCUUCCAGGAUGUCAGUGACCGCCUUGAAAAGGAGCUGGCAGACGGGCCCCUGGUCAGCACCCUGGAGGCCGAGAGCCUGAUGGUGGUCCGAGGGAAUUGGCAGGUGCAUCUCUCUGCCCCACUACAGGCAGACCUCAGGAAGUUCCGGAGAUACCAGGGCAGCUCAGUCCGUGACCUGUUGCGAGCUAUGAGGAACAAGAAGCAUCACUACUACGAACUGCCCAGCCAUGUCCAGGAGGCCCUUGGCAGCCUCCCCCACGGAUUCAUCCAGUACUUCCUGGACCGCUUCCCCCGCCUGCUGCUGCACACUUACCGGGCCCUGCGCCUCUGCGCUGCUGAGCGGCUCUUCCGGAGAUACUACUGCCAGGGGGAGUGAGGUGCUUUCCAGAGGGACGGAGCUCGCCGGCCCCUGCCUCCCAGACUCCUCAGAGUGUUUGGCACAUGCCAGCCUGCCCUGCUCUGGAGGGACCCAUUCGUCACCAGCACAGGGCAUCAGAGCCCCACCUGCUCCCUGGGGAAUGGUGUUCGUGCGGUGUUCAGAAGCUAAUUUGCGGGGCUUCCAGGAGGCCCCAGGCAGAAGAGAGCAGAGGAGUGGGGGGUGCUCCUCCCAAAAGAAUCUGCUGCCUUCCCUUGAAUUCUCCCCUGAAGAGAGUGGCCGAGCAUCACAUGUCACCGUGGGCUGCAUUGCUGAUGCAGCGUGCCUUGCGUGACCAGUAACGAACUGGGCCCUGCUGCGGACAUUCCAGAGAGGGGAGUCUCCUGACCUCUAACUCAGUGGUUCUCAACCUUUUUAAUGCAGCAACCCCCAACCGGUCGUAUGUCGAGGACUACUCAAUCGGUCGUAAGUCGAGGACUACUCAACUGGUGCAGCACCAUUUGCAGAAUGGGACU